ACUAAUGAUUGGUGCUGACAACAUUACUCCAGCUAACACCCACACCUGUCACCACACCCGUCACCACACCUGCCACCACCAUCUUUACUGACACCACGCUUGCAUCAGCCAACACUUCACCACACAGACAACAGUCAGGAGGCAACCGCGCUGACAACACCAUUUCACAGAUGCCAGUGCUUCUCCCUCCCGUCAACCCACACACCUGACAAACACCUGUCAACACACACCUGACAAACACCCGUCAUCUACACAGACGUGUGCCAUGACGUCGUCACAGACACCGCUAAACAGGGCCAUCGUGAAUCCUAUACAAAGGAGUGUUGGCUCCUGGCACUCGGCCCUAGUGCUGGCACUCCUGGGCCUCCUGGCACUCUCGCCCCACCUGUGCCACGCUAAGAGAUGGGAUGCAGAUGUGGCACAUAUUGUCAACACUGUCGUAAGGUCACUGAAGGAAGGAAGGAUGGGGACACCUGUCCAAUUCCAGGGCCACUCGUGUGUCUUCCUGGUCCAUCUGACCUCCAUGUCCAGACGAUGGCUGGUACACGGCGAGAUGACCUGCCCUGACUGGACCCGGUUCAGGGGGAGGGCCUCUGGACGCAACGUGAGGAAGGUGGUGAGUCGCACGGUACACAACUUCAUCAGGCGGGCAGUCAACAAGGGCCUGGUACGUGACGCCGACGACGACGCCGACGACGACGACGACUCCAGCGACGAGAGGGACACUUCGCCUGACGAAGGUCCGCCAGAUGACGCUUCGCCUGACGAAGGUCCGCCAGAUGACGCUUCGCCUGACGAAGGUCCGCCAGAUGACGCUUCGCCUGACGAAGGUCCGCCAGAUGACGCUUCGCCUGACGAAGGUCCGCCAGAUGACGCUUCGCCUGACGAAGGUCCGCCAGAUGACGCUUCGCCAACAGACCAAAGAUCACCAACCAAAAAGGUGCCAACUACUAGAGGUGCACCAACCAUUACAGAUGCACCAACUACUACAGGUGUACCAACUACUACAGAUGCACCAACUACUACAGGUGUACCAACUACUACAGAUGCACCAACUACUACAGGUGUACCAACUACUACAGGUGCACCAACCACUACAGGUGCACCAACCACUACAGGUGCACCAACCACUACAGGUGCACCAACCAUUACAGGUGUACCAACUACUACAGGUGCACCAACUACUACAGGUGCACCAACCACUACAGGUGCACCAACCACUACAGGUGUACCAACUACUACAGGUGCACCAACCACUACAGGUGCACCAACCACUACAGGUGCACCAACCACUACAGGUGCACCAACCACUACAGGUGCACCAACUACUACAGGUGCACCAACCACUACAGGUGCACCAACUACUACAGGUGCACCAACUACUACAGGUGCACCAACUACUACUGGUGCACCAACCACUACAGGUGUACCAACCACUACAGGUGCACCAACCACUACAGGUGCACCAACUACUACAGGUGUACCAACUACUACAGGUGCACCAACCACUACAGGUGCACCAACCACUACAGGUGCACCAACCACUACAGGUGCACCAACUACUACAGGUGCACCAACUACUACAGGUGCACCAACCACUACAGGUGUACCAACCACUACAGGUGCACCAACCACUACAGGUGCACCAACCACUACAGGUGUACCAACUACUACAGGUGCACCAACCACUACAGGUGCACCAACCACUACAGGUGCACCAACCACUACAGGUGCACCAACCACUACAGGUGCACCAACCACUACAGGUGCACCAACUACUACAGGUGCACCAACCACUACAGGUGCACCAACCAUUACAGGUGCACCAACCACUACAGGUGCACCAACCAUUACAGGUGCACCAACCACUACAGGUGUACCAACUACUACAGGUGCACCAACUACUACAGGUGUACCAACUACUACAGGUGCACCAACCAUUACAGGUGCACCAACCAAUACAGGUGCACCAACCAUUACAGGUGCACCAACCACUACAGGUGCACCAACCAUUACACGUGCACCAACCAUUACAGGUGCACCAACCACUACAGGUGCACCAACCAUUACAGGUGCACCAACCACUACAGGUGCACCAACCAUUACAGGUGCACCAACCACUACAGGUGCACCAACCAUUACAGGUGCACCAACCACUACAGGUGCACCAACCAUUACAGCUGCACCAACCAUUACAGGUGCACCAACCACUACAGGUGCACCAACCAUUACAGGUGCACCAACCACUACAGGUGCACCAACCAUUACAGGUGCACCAACCACUACAGGUGCACCAACCAUUACACGUGCACCAACCACUACAGGUGCACCAACCAUUACAGGUGCACCAACUACUACAGGUGCACCAACCACUACAGGUGCACCAACUACUACAGGUGCACCAACCACUACAGGUGCACCAACCAUUACAGGUGCACCAACCAUUACAGGUGCACCAACCAUUACAGGUGCACCAACCAUUACAGGUGCACCAACCAUUACAGGUGCACCAACCACUACAGGUGCACCAACUACUACAGGUGCACCAACCAUUACAGGUGUACCAACCAUUACAGCUGCACCAACCAUUACAGGUGCACCAACCAUUACAGGUGCACCAACCAUUACAGGUGCACCAACCAUUACAGGUGCACCAACCAUUACAGGUGCACCAACCAUUACAGGUACACCAACCAUUACAGGUGCACCAACCAUUACAGGUACACCAACCAUUACAGGUGCACCAACCAUUACAGCUGCACCAACCAUUACAGGUGCACCAACCAUUACAGGUGCACCAACCAUUACAGGUGCACCAACCAUUACAGGUGCACCAACCAUUACAGGUGCACCAACCAUUACAGGUACACCAACCAUUACAGGUGCACCAACCAUUACAGGUACACCAACCAUUACAGGUGCACCAACCAUUACAGCUGCACCAACCAUUACAGGUGCACCAACCAUUACAGGUGCACCAACCAUUACAGGUGCACCAACCAUUACAGGUACACCAACCAUUACAGGUGCACCAACCACUACAGGUGCACCAACUACUACAGGUGCACCAACCAUUACAGGUGUACCAACUACUACAGGUGUACCAACUACUACAGGUGCACCAACCAUUACAGGUGCACCAACCAUUACAGGUGCACCAACCAUUACAGGUGCACCAACUACUACAGGUGUACCAACUACUACAGGUGCACCAACCAUUACAGGUGCACCAACUACUACAGGUGCACCAACCACUACAGGUGCACCAACUACUACAGGUGUACCAACUACUACAGGUGUACCAACUACUACAGGUGCACCAACCAUUACAGGUGCACCAAGUGUAAAAGAGUCACCAAGUACUGAGUCACCAAGUGUUACUGAGUCACCAAGUGUAACAGAGUCACCAAGUGUUACUGAGUCACCAAGUGUUACAGAGUCACCAAGUGUUACUGAGUCACCAAGUGUUACAGAGUCACCAAGUGUUACAGAGUCACCAAGUGUUACUGAGUCACCAAGUGUUACAGAGUCACCAAGUGUUACAGAGUCACCAAGUGUUACUGAGUCACCAAGUGUUACUGAGUCAGAGUCACCAAGUGUUACAGAGUCACCAAGUGUUACAGAGUCACCAAGUGUAACAGAGUCACCAAGUGUUACUGAGUCACCAAGUGUUACAGAGUCACCAAGUGUUACAGAGUCACCAAGUGUUACAGAGCCACUAAGUGUAACAGAAUCACCAAGUGUAACAGAGUCACCAAGUGUUACUGAGUCACCAAGUGUAACAGAGUCACCAAGUGUUACUGAGUCACCAAGUGUAACAGAGUCACCAAGUGUUACUGAGUCACCAAGUGUAACAGAGACACCAAGUGUUACUGAGUCACCAAGUGUAACAGAGACACCAAGUGUUAUAGAGUCAACAACUGAUUCAUUCUCACCAAGUGUUACAGAGUCACCAAGUGUAACAGAGACAACAACUGAUUCAUUCUCACCACGUGUUACAGAGUUACCAAGUGUUACAGAGUCACCAAGUGUAACAGAGUCAACAACUGAUUCAUUCUCACCACCUGUUACAGAGUCACCAAGUGUUACAGAGUCAACAACUGAUUCAUUCUCACCAACUAUUACAGAGUCACCAAGUGCAACAGAGUCACCAAGUGUAACAGAGUCAACAAGUGUUACAGAAUCACCAAGUGUUACAGAGUCACCAUUUGUAACAGAGUUAACAACUGAUUCAUUCUCACCAAGUGUUACAGAGUCACCAAUUGUUACAGAGUCACCAAUUGUUACAGAGUCACCAAGUGUUAAAGAUUCACCAAGUGUUACAAAGUCAAUUAGGGUAACAAAGUCACCAAGUGUUAGAGAGUCACCAAGUGUUACAGAAUCACCAAGUGUUACAGAGUCACCAAGCGUUACAGAGUUAACAACUGAUUCAUUCUCACCAAGUGUUACAGACUCACCAUUUGUAACAGAGUCACCAACUGAUUCAUUCUCACCAAGUGUUACAGAGUCACCAAGUGUAACAGAGUCAACAACUUAUUCGUUCUCACCAAGUGUAACAGAGUCAGCAACUCAUUCAUUCUCACCAAGUGUUACAGAGUCACCAAGUGUAACAGAGUCACCAAGUGUAGCAGAGUCAACAACUUAUUCAUUCUCAUCAAGUUUUACAGAGUCACCAAGUGUUACAGAGUCAACAACUGAUUCAUUCUCAUCAAGUUUUACAGAGUCUGCAAGUGUUACAGAGUCACCAAGUGUAACAGAGUCAACAACUGAUUCAUUCUCACCAAGUGUUACAGAGUCACCAAGUAUUACAGAGUCACCAAGUGUAACAGAGUCAACAACUGAUUCAUUCUCACCACGUGUUACAGAGUCACAAGGUGUUACAGAGUCACCAAGUGUAACAGAGUCAACAACUGAUUCAUUGUCACCAAGUGUAACAGAAUCACCAAGUGUAACAGAGUCAACAGCUGAUUCAUUCUCAUCAAGUGUUACAGAGUCACCAAGUGUUACAGAUUUACCAAGUGUUACAGAAUCACCAAGUAUUACAGAGUCAUCAAGUGUUACGGAGUCAGCAACUGAUUCAUCUGAUUCAUUCCCACCAAGUGUUACAGAGUCACCAAGUGUAACAGAGUCAACAACUGAUUCAUUCUUCCCAAGUGUUACAGAGUCACCAAGUGUAACAGAGUUAGAAACUGAUUCAUUCUCACCAAGUGUUACAGAGUCACCAAGUGUAAUAGAGUCAACAACUGAUUCAUUCUCACCAAGUGUUACAGAGUCACCAAGUGUAACAGAGUCAACAACUGAUUCAUUCUCAUCAAGUUUUACAGAGUCUCCAAGUGUUACAGAGUCAUCAAGUGUAACAGAGUCAGCAACUGAUUCAUUCCUACCAAGUGUUACUGAGUCACCAAGUGUAACAGAAUCAGCAACUGAUUCAUUCCCACCAAGUGUAACAGAGUUAGCAACUGAUUCAUUCUUCCCAAGUGUUACAGAGUCACCAAGUGUUACAGAGUCACCAAGUGUAACAGACUCAGAAACUGAUUCAUUCUCACCAAGUGUUACAGAGACACCAAGUGUAACAGAGUCAACAACUGAUUCAUUCUCAUCAAGUUUUACAGAGUCUCCAAGUGUUACAGAGUCACCAAGUGUAACAGAGUCAGCAACUGAUUCAUUCCCACCAAGUGUUACAGAGUCACCAAGUGUAACAGAGUCAGCAACUGAUUCAUUCCCACCAAGUGUUACAGAGACACCAAGUGUAACAGAGUCAACAACUGAUUCAUUCUCACCAAGCGUUACAGAGUCACCAAGUAUUACAGAGUCACCAAGUGUAACAGAGUCAACAACUGAUUCAUUCUCACCACGUGUUACAGAGUCACCAAGUGUUAUAGAGUCACCAAGUGUAACAGAGUCAACAACUGAUUCAUUCUCACCAAGUGUUACAGAGUCACCAAGUGUAACAGAGUCAACAACUGAUUUAUUCUCACCAAAUGUUACAGAGUCACCAAGUGUUAUAAAGUCACCAAGUGUAACAGAGUCAGAAACUGAUUCAUUCUCACCAAGUGUUACAGAAUCACCAACUGAUUCAUUCUCACCAAGUGCUACAGACUCACCAAGUGUUACAGAAUCACCAAGUGUUACAGACUCACCAAGUGUUACAGACUCACCAAGUGUUACAGAGUCACCAAGUGUUUCAUGGUUAACAACUGAUUCAUUCUCACCAAGUGUUACAGACUCACCAAGUGUUACAGAGUCACCAAGUGUUACAGAGUCACCAAGUGUUUCAGAGUCAACAACUGAUUUAUUCUCACCAAGUGUUACAGAGUCACCAAGUGUUACAGAGUCACCAAGUGUUAUAGAGUCACCAAGUGUUACAGAGUCACCAAGUAUUACAGAGUCACCAAGUGUAACAGAGUCAACAACUGAUUCAUUCUCAGCAAGUGUUACAGAGUCACCAAGUAUUACAGAGUCACCAAGUGUUACAGAGUCACCAAGUGUUACAGACUCACCAAAUGUUACAGAGUCACCAAGUGUUACAGAGUCACCAAGUGUAACAGACUCAACAACUGAUUCAUUCUCACCAAGUGUUACAGAGUCACCAAGUGUUACAGAGUCACCAAGUGUUACAGAGUCACCAAGUGUUACAGAGUCACCAAGUGUUACAGACUCACCAAAUGUUGCAGAGUCACCAAGUGUUACAGAGUCACCAAGUGUAACAGAGUCAACAACUGAUUCAUUCUCACCAAGUGAUACAGAGUCACCAAGUGUUACAGAGUCACCAAGUAUUACAGAGUCACCAAGUGUUACAGAGUCAUCAACUGAUUCAUUCUCACCUCGUGUUACAGAGUCACCAAGUGUUACAGAGUCACCAAGUGUUACAGAGUCAACAACUGAUUCAUUCUCACCAAGUGUUACAGAGUCACCAAGUAUUACAGAGUCACGAAGUGUUACAGAGUCACCUAGUGUUACAGACUCACCAAAUGUUACAGAGUCACCAAGUGUUACAGAGUCACCAAGUGUAACAGAGUCAGCAACUGAUUCAUUCUUCCCAAGUGUUACAGAGUCACCAAGUGUAACAGAGUCAGAAACUGAUUCAUUCUCACCAAGUGUUACAGACUCAGCAAGUGUAACAGAGUCAACAACUGAUUCAUUCUCACCAAGUGUUACAGAAUCACCAACUGAUUCAUUCUCACCAAGUGUUACAGACUCACCAAGUGUUACAGACUCACCAAGUGUUACAGACUCACCAAGUGUUACAGAGUCACCAAGUGUUACAGAGUCACCAAGUGUUACAGAGUCACCAAGUGUUACAGAGUCAACAACUCAUUCAUUCUCACCAAGUGUUACAGGAUCACCAAGUGUUACAGACUCACCAAGUGUUACAGAGUCACCAAGUGUUUCAGAGUCAACAACUGAUUCAUUCUCACCAAGUGUUACAGAGUCACCAAGUGUUGCAGACUCACCAAGUGUUACAGAGUCAUCAAGUGUUACAGAGUCACCAAGUGUUACAGAGUCACCAAGUAUUACAGACUCACCAAGUGUAACAGAGUCAACAACUGAUUCAUUCUCACCAAGUGUUACAGAGUCACCAAGUGUAACAGAGUCAACAACUGAUUCAUUUUCACCAAGUGUUACAGAGUCACCAAGUGUUACAGGAUCACCAAGUGUUACAGACUCACCAAGUGUUACAGAGUCACCAAGUGUUACAGACUCACCAAAUGUUACAGAGUCACCAAGUGUUACAGAGUCACCAAGUGUUACAGAGUCACCAAGUGUUACAGACUCACCAAAUGUUACAGAGUCACCAAGUGUUACAGAGUCACCAAGUGUAACAGAGUCAACAACUGAUUCAUUCUCACCAAGUGUUACAGAGUCACCAAGUGUAACAGAGUCAACAACUGAUUCAUUUUCACCAAGUGUAACAGAGUCACCUAGUGUAACAGAGUCAGCAACUGAUUCAUUCUUCCCAAGUGUUACAGAGUCACCAAGUGUUAUAAAGUCACCAAGUGUAACAGAGUCAGAAACUGAUUCAUUCUCAUCAAGUGUUACAGACUCACCAAGUGUUACAGAAUCACCAAGUGUUACAGAGUCACCAAGUGUUACAGAGUCACCAAGUGUUUCAGAGUCAACAACUGAUUCAUUCUCACCAAGUGUUACAGGAUCACCAAGUGUUACAGACUCACCAAGUGUUACAGAGUCGCCAAGUGUUACAGAGUCACCAAGUGUUUCAGAAUCAACAACUGAUUCAUUCUCACCAAGUGUUACAGAGUCACCAAGUGUUACAGAGUCGUUAACUGAUUCAUUCUCACGAAGUGUUACAGAGUCACCAAUUGUUACAGAGUGACCAAUUGUUACAG
Molecule: messenger RNA, 8348 nt
Organism: Procambarus clarkii (red swamp crayfish)
Lineage: Eukaryota; Metazoa; Arthropoda; Malacostraca; Decapoda; Cambaridae
Source: RefSeq, a predicted model, not a curated record